Linum trigynum is the source of this 1954-nucleotide messenger RNA. Lineage: Eukaryota; Viridiplantae; Streptophyta; Magnoliopsida; Malpighiales; Linaceae. The record is from the annotation of a GenBank genome assembly.
AAACGGUGCGUUUUGAGUUUGACAGUUUGAUGAGUUUUCUGGACGUGCCUCCGUGUCCGUGGCUAAACAACGAGAAGGAAGUUGAACGGAGAAGAAGUUUAUCCACUCUAAUCUAUAGGCUAUAGCCGUGUGAAAGCUGGAAAAAAAAAAAAGAGCGAAGAGACGAGCUCCAGUAAAUGGAGCUAGCUUCGAAUCUCUCGGCUGCUUUCCCCGGGGAUAGGUUCACGGUCGCGACGCAUUCCAGCCUCACUUUAACCCGCCAUUUCAGCGCGAGGAAAGCCACUCAAUUUCGAUACAGUGCCACAAGCGGUUCCAACACCGAGCAGAGAAGAAGUAGCCCGCCACUUGCCUUCUCGAGGAAACAUCAGCUUUUGAUCGACGAAAUUCAAAUCGACGAAGCUGACUAUGAAGAGGAAGAUGAAGAUGAAGAAGUUAGCGAGGAAGAUUCGCGUUUGCUGUCGCUCAGCGUGAAGCCUAACAGAAGCAUGGCUUUGCUUGACGACUACGAGAUGGAAGAACUCGACUACUCCGCUGACCCUAACCAUCGAAGUGGAUAUGUUGCUGUGGUUGGUAAACCGAAUGUUGGAAAGAGCACAUUGUCUAACCAAAUGAUAGGGCAGAAGUUGUCUAUAGUUACGGAUAAGCCUCAGACUACCAGGCAUCGAAUUCUUGGUAUAAGUUCUGGCCCAGACUACCAGAUGGUACUCUACGACACACCGGGUGUGAUCGAGAGGAAAAUGCACAAGCUGGAUACCAUGAUGAUGAAGAAUGUUCGGAGUGCAGCAGUUAACGCAGACUGUGUACUAGUUAUCGUUGAUGCAAGCAAAAUGCCAGAAACGAUUGAUGAGGUGUUUGAAGACGAAGGUGCUGGUAGUCUAAGAGACAAUGUGCCUAUCCUGCUGGUGCUGAACAAAAAAGACCUCAUAAAACCUGGUGAAGUUGCAAAGAAGCUUCAGUGGUACGAGAAACAUACCAAUGUCGAUGAGGUUAUUCCUGUCAGUGCAAAAUAUGGUCAUGGGGUGGAAGAUAUCAAGGAAUGGAUACUAUCCAAACUUCCAAAGGGGCCUGCUUACUAUCCAAAGGACAUCAUUAGCGAGCACCCGGAAAGAUUCUUUAUUGCAGAAAUAGUAAGAGAAAAGAUCUUUAUGCAAUUCCGCAAUGAAGUUCCUUAUGCAAGUCAGGUAAAUGUGGUUAGCUAUAAAGCUAGGCCAGGAGCAAAAGAUUUUAUGCAGGUGGAGAUCAUUGUUGAGAAGAACUCCCAGAAGAUCAUAAUGCUUGGCAGGGAUGGAAAGGCCAUGAAAUUACUAGCAACAGCAGCUAGACUUGACAUUGAAGAUUUCCUGCAGAAAAAAGUCUACCUUGAGAUCGAGGUGAAAGUGAAAGAGAAUUGGCGGCAAGAUGAGGGCCUACUGAAGCACUACGGGUAUGGCGGACAAAUUCGAGCGUUGUGAUCGGGCAGCCACUUCCUCCACAUCUUCAUCCUCUCGGAAUGUAAUGUAAGUGAAAGAUGCAAGAAUAUAAUUGUUCAACUUUGCCAGGGGAACAGUUUUGUCUUAAAGGUUGGAGGAAUAUGAUUUUGUUUUUUUUUUUGCUGAGUCUCCUCUUUCUGUUUGAAAUGAACAAAAAUAUUAUUUUAAUAAGGAGGUAAUAUGCACAGGAGCUAGAGUUGCAAAUGAGGCGAGUCGAGCCGAGUUUUGACCUAUUUUGAGUUUGACUCGUUAAUAAACGAGCCGAGUCCGAACUGGACUUGUUUACUAGAACCUUGGCUUGUGCUCGACACGAGCUCGACUUAUGAACUUAUCAAUGAACGCACGAGCUCUUCUCAAGCUCUCAUCAAUCAGCUUGCCAGAUUGGCUCUAGCUGUUCAAGGGAUGUAAUUUAAUAGUAAUUAGUCAUGAGUAAUCUAUGAUACAUCAUUUUUAUUUAAUAUUAUAAAUGAAACAUUAAUCACGUG